AUGGUAGAGGGAAGAAAUGUUACAGAAAUCACCCAGUUCAUCCUCUUGGGGUUCUCAGAUUUGCCUACAAUGUUAACAAUGCUCUUUAUUGUGUUCCUCUUAAUCUACAUUACCACUCUGACAUGGAAUUUGUGCCUUAUUAUAUUAAUAAAGAUGGAUUCCCACCUUCACACACCCAUGUACUUCUUUCUCAGUAAUUUGUCCUUCUUAGAUGUCUGCUAUGUGAACUCUACAGCUCCAAAGAUGCUCUCAGGAUUUUUCCAGGAAAAGAUGACCAUCACCUUUGUGGGUUGUGCUGUUCAGUACUUUGUCUUUUCAUUGAUGGGCCUGAGUGAGACUUGUGUCUUGACCGCCAUGGCUUAUGACCGCUAUGCUGCCAUCUGUAAUCCACUCCUCUAUUCAUCAAUCAUGUCACCAGCCCUUUGUAUCCGGAUGGUAUUAGGAUCCUAUAUAGCUGCAUUCUUGGGUGCUAUAGCCCAACUGUGUAUCAUACUUCAGCUGUACUUCUGUGGACCUAAUAUUAUCAAUCACUUCUUCUGUGAUAUGCCCCAACUGUUAAACUUAUCCUGUAAUGACACUUUCCUUUCACGACUCAUAUUGGCUAUAGUAACCAUGCUCUUUGGAGUGACAAACCCCCUGAUUAUCAGCGUAUCCUAUGUCUAUAUUGUCCUUUCCAUCCUAAAGAUCACUUCAGCUAAAGGCAGAGUCAAAGCUUUCAACACCUGUGCUUCUCACCUGACUGCUGUCAUCCUCUUCUACACCUCUGCUGUUUUUGUUUAUCUGAAUUCUAGUGCUAGGAGUUCCCCAACCUUUGACCGACUUGUAUCAGUAUUCUAUACUGUGUUGAUCCCCAUGUUGAACCCUUUGAUUUAUAGUCUGAGGAACAGAGAUAUAAAAAAUGCCUUCAAAAAGAUUCUAAAGAAGAAAUACUACUGCUGA
Molecule: messenger RNA, 939 nt
Organism: Suncus etruscus (white-toothed pygmy shrew)
Lineage: Eukaryota; Metazoa; Chordata; Mammalia; Eulipotyphla; Soricidae
Product: olfactory receptor 5AN1-like
Exons: 1
Coding region: 1-939 (312 amino acids)
Biological process (GO): sensory perception of smell; G protein-coupled receptor signaling pathway
Cellular component (GO): membrane
Molecular function (GO): G protein-coupled receptor activity; odorant binding; olfactory receptor activity
Source: RefSeq, a predicted model, not a curated record